Molecule: messenger RNA, 1380 nt
Organism: Aethina tumida (small hive beetle)
Lineage: Eukaryota; Metazoa; Arthropoda; Insecta; Coleoptera; Nitidulidae
Exons: 4
Coding region: 160-1272 (370 amino acids)
Biological process (GO): actin filament polymerization
Cellular component (GO): cytoplasm; actin cytoskeleton
Molecular function (GO): protein binding
Source: RefSeq, a predicted model, not a curated record
AACCUAAAUAGUGACAGACAUUGUUUAUUUAAUAUGCAACAAUACACAAUUCUUCAGUUGUAAUUGAAUAUUGUUCUAUAUGCUGAAUGACAACUACACAAAAAUGACUAAUAAAUGUUAGAACGCUAAUAAAAUAACUUUGAAGACCCAAUUCUAGUCAUGAGUGGAGAUAUUCAACACUUGUCUGUGUUCCUUUACAUUUUAUGCUUUGAAAUCGUAAUAAUCAACUCCAAAACAUCGUACGUAUGGCGUUUAAGCGAAGACAAAACUAAAAUUGUUGAGGUCAAAUUGUACGAGCAGGAUGUAGGGUUUGGUGGUGGUCCAACAAGACUUGACAUUUAUCCAGAGGACGAUCCACUGUUUCAAAUAUUAGUAUCGACUGAACAUGACGGCAAGCAUUGGAUUAAAAAGGCACCAGAUACGUAUUAUUGCACAAACUGUCAUCAAAUAAAAAAUGAAAGAUCAACCAUAACAAACAGUUCCAGUUCAGAUUACUUAAUAAAUAAUGUUGAUGAAGAUCCUUUGGACUGUGGCAAACCUGUUAAUUUCACAUUUUAUGAUACAUUAGUGGGGGUUCUGAACAGGAAAAGACAUCCACAUAUACCCGAACCACAAGCAAUACAAAUUUUCAAUGUUAAGACUAAAAACAAACAGCCUGACUUAGAUGUAGACUCUUUAGAGAAGAAACUGAGAAAAGCCAGAAAAGAGAAACCAAAGUCUGUGCAGCUGUACAACCAGAUCGGUCAGUUCUGGCGCAUUAAAGGUGACACGGAAAAGGCAAUCGAAUGCUUCAGACGAGCGUUGGCCGUAUCCCCGCACAAUUCUGACGUGCUCCUGAACCUGGCCCGGGUCCUGUUCGCCCUGCAGUAUCUGGACGACGCCAUUUACCUGACGAGGAGGUCGUUGGAGGUGCUCAAUUCGGUCAAGGGUGCGUGGCAACAGUACUUCACUCUCGGGGAGAUCUUCAAAGCGUACGGACACUAUCAGGAGGCGAUGGUGCAUCUGAGGCACACGCUCGAGCUGAAGCCCGGGUUCGAGCCGGCUCUGGUGGCUUUGCGGGAAAUGGAAAACAUGCCCGCGUCCACCGUGCACGUCUAUACUUUAGUCAUAAUCGCCUGUUUGGUCCUUGGUGUUCUUUUGGCAAUCGUCUCUUCAAAAGAGGGAGCGGAAGACUGUGAAGUUAGGACGCACCAUCGGCAUUUCAACAAGGCGAUAGCGAUGCGAUCUCUUAGAUUCAGCGUGCCGCAGAAGCGCAAGAAGGGCACGUCGUAAACGUUUUUUAAUUUCGCCGUGUACUGCUGCAACUGUUUAUUUGUACCUGUUGUAAUUGCUCAUUUUAUAAUUUUAAUUUAUUGAAUAAAUUAUAUUACUGUGAAUCUA